AUGCGCAUGCGUGGGAGUUCGUCCAUCGGUAGCUGUAAGCCGCGAACUUAAGGCCACCAGCAUGUGUUGAUCCUUUCCUCUGUGCUUCUUGCCUGAUAGUGCAGCACGCCAAGGCCGUCUUCGACAGCGUCAUCAGCGUCAUCGCCACUACUAGGUCCACAAGCGUCCCCUUUUUCGGCUGUAAGGCCAGUCAUCGAGACUCUGAAGGAGGAUUCCUGGACGACGCAAGACCAUGCCGUGCUCGAGAACAUCAUCACACCUCGAGUCGUGCUUUGCUCCGUCUCGGACUUGGUUGAGCGAGUGUUCGAAGUCGUUCCGUCACAAUUUCGCGUCAUGUCGCACCGCGCUCGCAAGUCGGGGGGAAAGCCUAGGCGAGGACGGCACCAAGAUGCGCAAGGCUCGCUCCAAUACCGCUUCCAACAAGAGCAGCAACCUGCAAACGUGUCGGAUCCGAUGCGGACUGCGAGUUGGGUCGAAGGUGUCGCACGACAUGUGAGUAGAUAGACAGCCAGAGGUGGUCUUACGAGGGUUCGCCUGCCGCCAUUCUAGUGUAGAGCGCUCAACUUCCUCUAUAUUGUCGGUGCUCCCCCUUCCUUUCCUUACCCCGUUCUUCUCCUUGGGCCUACCAGGCGCGCAGCUACGACGCGCGACCGCGCGAGUACAGACUCUCGGUCGCCACCGCCCAGCGACCCUGUCGUCGCGGCGUUCGCACCGAGCUGAAGCCUCACUACGGUAUGGAUUCAACAGCGUCAGCCGGGCAGCAGGAGGUGACUCGCUUCUUGACCUGCAAAGCGCAUCUUCAUCCGUUGGGCAAGGUGCCCCUGUCGUGGGAACACGCCCUCGGUGUUUUCGCCUUUGGACUUUCUGCGCGCUACUGGGGAAACCCUGGCGAUGCGUGGGCUCCGGAGUUGGUGAAAGUCGUGCUCGACCUGGAGGCUCAUCUGCUAGCGCAACCGACUCGACAAUUUGCGCCUGGCAUAGCCAUCAACAAGAAGCAUGCCUAUCUGGUCGUGUUGGAUCACGAAACGUGUCGCGUCGCCCCUAUCUCGCACUGCUGGGGUCGAGGCUUUGGCCAGCUUGCGGCGGUGCUUUCGGUCCUGCUUGACCUGGACGUCUAUACGGCCGGGUUCUUCCCCUUUUCCCGCUACAGGUGCUAUGGUAAUAGUGAGCGGACGAUCAGAGACAGGGGGGGGCUGAUUGCUAUCGAAACGCAGAGACCGAGAUGCCGAAACCGAGAAACACGCAGAUAAUGAAACCGAGAAUGACAGAUUCGCAGAAAUGACCUCUCCCCAAGUGGUCCACCCCUCCGAAAGUCGCCUCCCUCCAAAGUCGGUCUGAGUCGUGUCUAGUCUAGUAGUCCAUCUCCGAACAAGAAGCGAGUCUUCCCUCCAACGCCAGGACACUCCAAUCCCCCCGGGCCAGCUUCCUCCUCUUUUCCGACACUCGGCCUUCUGAUCACGCCAUACUUCGUCCUGAUCACGCCAUUCCUUGCUCCUGUCACACGGUCCCUUGCUCUGAACUUUUAUCCGCUCAUGUGACGCUAGGCCGAGUUAGCCGAAUCUGCGCUUCCCGACUAAGCGACUCCAGCCCGAUUUCCGAGACCACCGAAUUAGCCGACGCCCGCGUGACCCGAGUACCCUAAUGCAGCCGACAAGAUCAGGAGUCCCAUCUCAUUUCCGACAACAGGAGCCUUAUUUCCGACUUUGCUGCACGCGACGGGAUCUCGAGUACCACAGUGCGAAGCCGCAAGUGGUCUCGCAGCCGUCUCACUCCUCACGGCCGUCUUCGGGUCACCAUUCGGGCGCACGGUCGAAUUUAAGGAGGAGCCGAUCGAAUUGGUGUCUUGUGCAACUACGAACGGCGAUUCAGUCUUCGCACAGUGCACGACGGUGUUUCAUCUCACCCGACCAAGCUUGCAGCAGAAUGGUGAUGACUCAUCUUCGUUCGUGCUCAAAAUGAAGUACGUCAAUCCGAGCUCUGUGAACACCGAGGUCAAUGUUCUUCGCGAGAUCAACGAAGCGCUCGAAGAGGGCAGACUGCCGUCCACCGUUGCCAAGCAUCUUGCGGUGCUUGAGCACUCCGCAUCUCCCCCGCCUCCUCGCUCACAGGUCGACGAUGAAUGCAUGCCGGCGGAACCGUUGCCUAAGGUGUAUUGCCGGGCGUGGCCGCCUUACCCAGAAGUAUCUCGACGCUCGAUAGAGCUGCUCAUCUUGCGCAAUCCGACGCCGAUGCCGACGCCAAUGUGGGCCGUCACACCGACUUCGGUCAGCACUACUCGGACGGCGUCGUUUCGUCAGAUCUUACAAGUCUUUGACCAACUGCUAUCGGUGCUCUUGGCACUUUUCGACCACAACUUCCACCACCGAGAUAUCUGUAUCCGCCACAUCCUUCACCGUGAAGGCCACCUCGUGCUCGUGGACUGGAGUGCUGGUAUCGUAGCGCCCUUAGGAGACGCGGUGCUCAUGGGGGCCAUGGACUCGGUCAUCAUGAGGGGAGCACCUCGGUACGCCCCGAUAGACGUGCUCUGGUGGAACAUUCGUCCGGAUUUCGAUGCUCCGCGUAGGUAUGAGCUCGGGCACCCACUCGAGUCGUGGAUAUACUGUUUCUUGGAUAUCCUUUCGUGCCACAUCUCGCCAGGGGACAAGAUAUGGGACUUGCUCGCUUUCGAGACGCCCGCAGUCAGGGAUAUGGCGGAUCGGUGGGGGCGACGAGUGCGACUGUGGAAACAGGGUCUCAUGCUCACCUUCUUGGGCUGGCGAGAUCGACUGUGGCGAUGA
Messenger RNA from Microbotryum saponariae, 2777 nucleotides. NCBI's taxonomy places the organism in Eukaryota, Fungi, Basidiomycota, Microbotryomycetes, Microbotryales, Microbotryaceae. The record is from the annotation of a GenBank genome assembly.